Messenger RNA from Babesia bigemina, 2121 nucleotides. RefSeq lists its product as hypothetical. Lineage: Eukaryota; Apicomplexa; Aconoidasida; Piroplasmida; Babesiidae. The record is from RefSeq and is a predicted model, not a curated record. The coding region runs from base 1 to 2121 and encodes 706 amino acids. The transcript has 2 exons.
AUGAGCUUGACAAGGCUUUACGACAGUGAGACGUUCGGUGCUGAGCUCGUGGAAAAAGAAAAAUUAACGCCGUAUGGCACUAAGUUAGCCAAGGUGUUCAUGUCCAUCUUUGAAAUGAUGCAUGAAGACCUGAGCUAUUUAAAGAACCAAUGCAUCUCCAAAUGGCACAACCGUAGAAUAUAUUCAGGCAGCAGUAUGGGCACGUUCUUAAGCAAUUGCGGUUACACUGUAUCUAAUCACGAUUCCCACCAGAACGGGGAGCUGCGUAACAAGGCAGAAUGCGACGGUAAGCACAUAUAUAGUACACUUGUCGGAGGAUUCAGUCACGUUUACAAUUCUCGUGAAGAUACGAAAAACGCGUUUCAAAACUUAUACGAUCACAUUCCCACCUAUUACCGUGUGUGUCAACUACCCACUUUCUCCUCAACUCGCCGCCCAUGUUCCAUAUAUGAAAUGCUCCGUUGGCUUAGCGGCUUGCCAUACAACGCUGUAUAUCUCGACCUCAUGUCGGAUGAUUUCGCCGACCUAUUCGACAAGCCAAAAGAGGCAAAAACGGAGAGCAUUAGUUUAGACGGCAUCUCUCUAGAAGAUCAAACUCCAAAUACCUUGAAUGCCUAUCCACAGAAAAUUAAGCGCAGUGAUUUACAUGAUGCAAUAACGCAUAUUACGUCCCUUGCUCCCACAGUGCUCACAACUGUUGUUGGCUACGGAGAUGCGUACUCAAUGUACGCAGUUGACUACUACUGCAACGCACCUUCUUUCGUUUACCCAUCAUCAGCUGCGGAUUGUCUGACCAUGUUGAUCGAAUUACUUCGUCGAUUAUUACCUGUAUUCAGAUUCUUGCAUAACCGUUGUAGAAACAUGGCGUCCGAGUACGGUUGGUAUCAGUGCCGCUACGGCACAACUAUCGACUCUUCCAACUGGCACUGCAGUGAUCACUCCAAAACCAAAGUUGAUUGUCAACCUACGUCUCCGUUGAUGUCGUACCUAAAAGACAGUCUUCCUGGUCAUUUACCGCAUCAUGUUACCAAUGUUGACUGCAAAUCAUCCUGUUCAACGUGCCCUAAAAACCUGCCUGGGCAGCCGUGUUUAACACCGCUUGGAUUCAGAGGUUUCUCGGGAUCCACGAAAACAGGGAAAGACAUAUGUAACGUGCUGACCAAAUUCUUUGCCAACGCCCAUCUUACAACGCUACUCUGCGUCAUACCCAAACCGCCAUCCACAUUGCCGGAACACUUUGAAUUCACGUUAUCCCUCACGAAGGGUUGGCAUAGCAAAAUAGUUCCUUUGCCUCUGACGUGGGUGAAAGAGUGCAUUAAAGAACAAUCGAUUGCCCUGUAUAACGACACCGCACAACUCACCAACGCGCUGAGUAACGCCUACAAUAGCAAUCAUGGUGGUAACGGCGAAAGGCACCCUGCGGCUGAACGUGCUGACCUAUCAAGCCUCUCGAUGACGAAGUCAUGUUUAUAUUCUAAUGCGGAUAACAUUCAAUGUUCCCCCUACUUAUAUGCCUUAUGCAGCGAUACUUAUCAUCUACUUGCCAAGAAACAUUGCAACCUAUAUCUCUCAUGGGCGGUAUACCUACCAUGGACAUUCUAUGGCUACCUUCAAGCCCUAUGCCAAUCCUUCGGCAACAUUUCUUGCCAAGACUGGGGCUGCAGCAGAUGCGGUAACGGCACCAAAUGUAAGAAGGGAAAGCACGGCAUCGAUAACUGCAAGUGUAAAGGUAUCCUAGAAUGCCGCGGCGUACUAAGCACAUUCUACAGCUACGGUUUCACAUAUGGAAAUCCUGAAGUACUGUUAAACAAAGAAGGUAAACGUUACUGCCACAACUUCUAUCAACAACUAAAAAAUCUUUUAAAUUCCAAGUGCUUCACAGACCUAUUCAGAGAGUGCGACAAAUUCAUAUUCACUAUCCGCGCACCGUUCCUGUGGAUGACCGUCGCACUCUGGUCACUAUCACUCUUCUACCUCAUCUGCGUAAUGGUUGGCAGACUGGAUGUGCUCCACAUACGCUCACACCUGAGAUCACCAUCAUCGCACAAGAUUACAGCGCAAUCGCUGUUGGCUGCAGCGCAGGUCGGAAGGCUUGCCAAGAUAUCGUAUCUACAACCGUGA